Messenger RNA from Prunus persica (peach), 1773 nucleotides. RefSeq lists its product as uncharacterized. The record is from RefSeq and is a predicted model, not a curated record. The coding region runs from base 1 to 1773 and encodes 590 amino acids. Lineage: Eukaryota; Viridiplantae; Streptophyta; Magnoliopsida; Rosales; Rosaceae. The transcript has a single exon.
AUGAGGCUUCUCUUCGAAAAGGUCCGACGCCUGGAAAGCGAACAACAACGCAGCCAUCAACCCCUCUGGGCAAAACCACGACCAGGGCCCUUUACCGAACGCAUCCUCCACUACCACCAGGAGAAAGAUAUCCAGCCCCUCCGCAUCGCUUUCUACACUGGCACGGAGGACCCUCUCACCCACAUCCACUCCUUCCAGUCUGCCCUUGGGUGCAAAGGCCUCACUGAUGAAGGCAUGUGCCUCUUUUUCCCUUCCACCCUCAGCGGCGCGGCCCUGAAUUGGUUCUACAGGCUCCACCCCCGCACCAUCAACUCCUUCGAUAGUCUCAAGCAGACGUUCCUGGACCAUUUUAUGAUCCAGACUGAUCGCCUAUACUCUGCCGACAACUUGUAUAUGCUUAGGCAGGCUGAGGACGAACCCCUUCGGGAAUAUGCAGCCCGCUUCAGUCAUGAAUACUCCCGUUGCCCAGACACUGACGAUCGCGCUGCCUUCGGCGCUUUUAAGAGCGGCCUCCGCGAGUCCAACUUCCGCUACCUGGUCCAUAGCAACAGUUGGAACACAUAUGCAGAGCUGAUGAAGCAGGAAGCAGUCCAUGCUAAGGCCGAAUACUUCAAUACCAAGCGUGGCCCAGCUAACCUGAUGCGCAACGCUUUCGCUGAUCCUCCACCUGCUUCAGCACCCGCCCCAGCCCCACCUCAGCAUUCUACCCCUGCCCCGAGUACUCAGGACAACCAGCAACAUAAGCGGAAGGAUAGCUACCAGCAUCCCUUCGGUAAUAACAAACGUGGCAGACAUGGCAACCACCACCACUCUAGCGGAGGCAACCCUCCUAGGCCUGCUGAUCGGGCCCCACUUCCAUUCACACCCAGGCCCAGGUUCGAGGUAUUUACCACCCUCAACACCACCUAUGAGAACGUCCUGGUGCGUGAAGCCCCCAUCAUCCCCAAGCCACCCCCCCAGAGACCAUCCAACAAGCCAAUGCCAAACACGGGGGUCUUCUGCCGCUUUCAUCAAUUCAGCGGCCAUGACACCGAGUCUUGUGUUGCGUUGCGCAACAUAAUUGAAGGGCUCAUCAGGGAGGGUAAGCUGGACAACUAUGUGCGCAACAUACCAGCCCCGCCUAACCCUCACCAACGACAAAUCAACAUGAUCUCCACCAUCAGCGGAGGUCCUACCCUGGCUGGCACCUCCAACAAUUCCAUCAAACAUUAUGUCCGCUCCACCUAUGCGCACCAGGUCUUCACCACCGAGCAGGGACGAUUGCCAAAGACCCACAGGACUGGCUGGGCCCCCAUUACCUUCUGCGAGGAGGAGGAGCGUGGUGUUAUCCUCCCCCAUGACGAUCCACUCAUUAUCCGGGCUGACAUUUCUAACUUCGACGUUGGGCGUAUCCUGGUAGACACUGGCAGCUCGGUCAGUGUGAUGUUUGCCGAGUGCUUCAAUGAACUCCAGGUCCCGCCUCACCUACUCGACCGAAGCAUCACACCCCUUGUGAGCUUCUCGGGUGAUGUGGUCCAGCCCAUCGGCAGCAUUCAUCUCCCCAUCUCAAUUGGGGCCGCACCCCAGCGGACGACGAUCACCACCCCCUUCCUUAUCGCCGAUUGCCCCACAGCCUACAACGUCAUCCUCGGCCGCCCAGCCUUGGCCCAAAUGAAGGCUUUUAUUUCCACGCAUAUGCUGUUGUUGAAGUUUCCCACUCCUAAUGGCCCAGGCACGGUGCGCGGCGACCAACUCGGAGCCCGAAGCUGCUAUGCUUCAGCCGUCAAGCCCUAG